AUGUCUGGACCAAUGUCAUAUCAGGACCCGGAGAAAGAUAUUGGCCGCGCCGAAAAAGGACCCGACUCAUUGGGAAGCGGGAGUGGUAGAGAUGGCAAGGAUGGAACAUACAUCGUCGCUGGCGAAGUCUUGGUGACGCACGAGAAGACCACUGAGCGUGGGCUGAAGAGUCGCCAUGCACAGAUGAUUGCGCUUGGAGGUUCCAUCGGUACGGGAUUGUUCGUUGGAAGCGGACAGACUCUUGCGCGUGGAGGGCCGAUCUUCAUCCUGGGAUCCUAUAUCUUCAUGUCGUUCUUGGUCCUGUGUCUCGUCUCGGGCAUUGGUGAAGUGGCCGCUUGGCUCCCCGUUCCAGGUUGCUCGAUGAACAUGUCAUUUGGACAUCGCUACGUCAGCCGCACCCUAGGAUUCAGCUUGGGAUGGCUGUAUUUCUACUCUCUUGGAAUCCUGGUACCUUACGAAAUCACAGCUGCCGGUCUGGUGAUUAACUACUGGAACUCAAAUGUGCACAUAGCGGUCUGGAUCUCCAUCAUGAUUGUUGUCAUCGUGGGGUUGAACCUGCUUCCUGUCAAGUUCUACGGCGAGACGGAGUUCUGGUUUGCCGGAAUGAAGGUUAUCAUGAUGCUGGGGCUUCUUGCCAUGUCAUUCAUUCUCUUCUGGGGAGGUGGACCAAGCAGGGAUCGUCUUGGCUUCAGAUAUUGGAAAGAGCCUGGUCCAGUGAACACUUAUCUUGAGAAAGGAGACACCGGUCGUUUCUUGGCUCUGCUGUCGACUUUUAUCUUGACAGCUUUCCCAUUCGCAUUCGCACCAGAGCUCCUCGUGGCUACGGGUGGAGAAAUGGAGAGCCCCCGUCGUAACUUGCCCACCGCCGCCAGAAGAUACAUCUGGCGUCUGAUUGUCUUUUACGUCGGAUCCGUCUUGGCCAUUGGCUUGAUUUGCCCUUCUAACGACGCUCGUCUUACARGCGGCGCCGUUGGGGCAGGUUCCUCCCCCUUUGUUGUCGCCAUCAAGAAUGCAUCGAUUCCUUACCUCGACUCGAUCAUCAACGGUGGAAUCAUCCUCUCCGCCUGGUCCUCUGGAAACUCCUUCAUGUUCCUCUCCAGCAGGUCUCUCUACGCCCUCUCAAUGAGCGGUAACGCACCAGCUUUUUUCCGCGUUUGCAGCGGGAACGGAGUCCCAUAUCGCGCCGUCGGUGCCAGCGCCAUCUUCUGCGCACUUGCUUAUUUGAAUGUGGCCAAUGACUCGGCAGUGGUCUUCAACUGGUUCGUUAACCUCACCAACACAUCCUGCUUCAUCAGCUGGGUCGCUUGUGGAAUCAUCCACAUUCGAUUCCGAAAGGCUUGCAGAGCGCAAGGAAUCACCCUCGGAGAAUUACCGUAUUACUCCAAGUGGUUGCAACCGUGGGGAAGUUACGUCGUGGUUGUCGUCUUCACAAUUCUGUGCUUCCUCAACGGCUUCGCUACAUUCUGGAGUGUCGACAAGGGCAGCUUCGCCAGCAGCUUCCUUACCGCUUACGUGGGAAUUCCACUCUUCUUCGUCUUCUAUUUCGGCCACCGCUUCUACGCACGAAAGGACCGCUGGGCCCGUCUUCCUGAAGAAGUCAACCUUCAUACUGGAUUGGAGGAGUUGAUCGCAGAGGAGAAGCCGCAGAGAGUGUUCAAGGGCAUUCAGAAGCUCAGGUAUAUUUGGGAGUAG
This is a messenger RNA of Ramularia collo-cygni, 1692 nucleotides long. RefSeq names its product related to proline permease PrnB. Gene Ontology annotation, biological process: amino acid transmembrane transport. Gene Ontology annotation, cellular component: membrane. The transcript is spliced from 7 exons. Gene Ontology annotation, molecular function: amino acid transmembrane transporter activity. NCBI's taxonomy places the organism in Eukaryota, Fungi, Ascomycota, Dothideomycetes, Mycosphaerellales, Mycosphaerellaceae. The record is from RefSeq and is a predicted model, not a curated record. Bases 1 to 1692 code for a protein of 563 amino acids.